This is a messenger RNA of Ceutorhynchus assimilis (cabbage seed weevil), 3528 nucleotides long. The record is from the annotation of a GenBank genome assembly. Lineage: Eukaryota; Metazoa; Arthropoda; Insecta; Coleoptera; Curculionidae.
AAAGUUGGUUAACUAACCGUCCUAUAAGAGAUCGGUAUCAGUGAGAUUUUUGGUGAGAGUUUAUUAUUACAUAGUGAUGGUGAUGAUUUAUAGAUGAAAGAUAGCAACAUGAAGCAAGUGCAACUUUUAACCGUCCCAGUGCUUUUAACCAUACUGUCUACAGCAUUCAGCUACAGACUGCCAACUAUCUACAGCCCAAGUUUGUACACCAUACACCUAGUAGUGCCUCCAGAAGUAUUUACAACAGAAAAUGCUACAAGUUACACUGGAAACGUUUCAAUCGCGUUUACUACGUCAGAAAAUGUAUCUCAAGUUGUUUUACACGCCAGUGCAGAGUUCGUUAAUAUUACAUCGUGUAAUUUGGUAGAUGGUAGUGGUACUUCUGCAGCGACUAAUAUUAGUAGGAAUAGUACCACUGAUUUGGUUAAUGUUACGUUUGAUGCUACUUUGGCAGCUGGAAAUGGUUAUACUUUGGAACUCGUUUUUACUGGUAAACUUAGUACUAAGGACAUGUACGGCUUCUAUAAAAGUAGCUACCAGGAAGGUAAUGCAACUUCCUACCUAGUGACCACUCAAAUGGAACCGAUGCAUGCCAGAAGAGCCUUCCCGUGCUUUGACGAGCCACAGUACAAAGCUAAUUUCAGUAUAUCGCUGACUUAUCCUUCGGGGCUUAGUGCUUUGGGAAACAUGGCUGGAACUGAUACUAACAACACUACCACCAAUACUACGACAACAGUUUUCAAUACUACUCCUUCAAUGCCAACGUAUUUAGUGGCCUUCAUUAUCUCAGAUUUCACAUGUACCUCUGGCAACGAUAUAGAAGGGACCCUACCCUAUCAAGUAUGCUCAAGAAACGAAACUUCGGAUACAAGAGGCCUGGCUGUAGAAGUUGCACCGUUGUCCAUUGACCACCUUAAUACAUAUUUAGGACUCAAUUACAGCGAAAAUAUGGAAAAACUUGACCAAGUAGCUAUUCCAGAUUUUUCUGCAGGCGCCAUGGAAAAUUGGGGUCUAAUCACUUACAGGGAAAGGGGUUUACUUUUUGACGAAAACGAAACGUCAAACGCUUACCAGCAAUACAUAGCGUCCGUUAUAUCACACGAAUUGGCCCAUCAAUGGUUCGGAAAUUUGGUUACUUGCAAAUGGUGGUCUGAAAUUUUCUUGAACGAGGGUUUUGCUACAUUUUUUGAAUAUUUUAUCACUCAUGAGAUCUAUCCUCAAUUCGAAAUGGACAAUCAAUUCGUAUUAAAAACUCUGCAAUACAUAUUCGAAGAAGACAGUUCAAGUACGGAAGCUUUACGUAAUCAUGCUUCUAGUCAAAGUGAAAUUACAGCCAGAUUUGGUGGCAUUACCUACGAUAAAGGUGGCAGUGUAUUGAGAAUGGUCCAACAUAUUUUGGGUACUGAUGAUUGGAUAGCCAAAUUGAAUGUUUACUUGAAUACAUUUGCUCAUUCUUCAGCAGAACCAGAAGAUCUUUGGCGAAUAUUAGGUACAAAUCUUACUGACUUACCAGCAGAUAAUUUAACUGUGAUUAUGGAAAAUUGGAUCGACACGCCAGGUUAUCCAGUCGUACAUGCUAGUCUUAAUCAAACUCAAUUGACAUUGACUCAAGAAAGAUUUGUCUUAAGUAACAAAACAAGCAAAAACAAUACCUGGUAUGUGCCAUUAACCUACACGACCUCAGAAAACACAUCACAUUUUCAAAACACUACUCCAGUAGCCUGGUUAACUCCAAAUUCUAGCCUCAACUUGACUGUUAGCUCCAAUUUAUCCUGGAUUGUUCUAAACAAUCUCCAAACUGGCUAUUACAGAGUAAACUAUGACUCUAACCUGUGGUUAAAGCUGGCAACUGCUCUACAACAAACCAACUUCUCUGGUAUACCGGAAAUCAAUAGAGCUCAAAUCGUUAAUGACGCUUUCAAUUUGGCUAGAGCAGGCCAUAUAACUUACACACAACUUUUUAAUAUUGUGGCUUUCUUAUCUCAAGAAACAUCUUAUACUGUUUGGUAUCCAGCUUUCAGUGGCUUCAGUUACUUGCUAAAACGUAUCGGAAUAAAUUCUACCUUGGGAGCAGCAAUUUCGGAGCAUGUUUUGAAUCUCACCAGUACGGUUGUGGCUUCAGUACCAAUUACCAGUACUAAUUCAUCGAAUCACAUUUACACUUUGAAUCAAGUUCAAGCUCAAAGCUGGGCUUGCAAGCUUGGAAGUUCAAAUUGUACUUCUGAGGCAGUACGGUUAUUCGAAGCCUUUAAAAAUACUAGUACCAGGCCGGAUAAGAAUUUGAGAUCCAUUGUAUAUUGUUACGGUUUGAAAUAUAGUUCGGACGUCUCGAGUGAUUGGGCUACUUUGUGGAACGCUUAUCUGAGUACUUCCCUAUCGACUGAGCAAGUGACCAUUUUAUCUGCCCUCGGUUGUUCGGAAAAUGAAACUAUUUUGAAUUCAUACUUGAGCAAGACUUUGUCAGGUGACAGUGGUAUUAGGUCCCAAGAUUAUGCAUUAGUAUUUGCAGCAGUUUACAGCAGCAGCACUGCAGGCGUGAGCAUUGCUUUGGACUUUUUAGACAAUAAUUAUGAUCAUAUAAUUGCACGCUAUACGAGCUUGAAUGGAGUUGGUAACAUCAUCAAAGGCAUUGCCGAACAAAUUACAACAAGUGAACAAUUAGCCAAGCUCGAAAAUCUGAUAAAAGGCGGUAAACUGAACAGCACGGUACUAGAGUUGGCAAAUGCAGCUCUAUCUUCGGCUCACAACAACGAACAAUGGGUGGACACUCACAAGAGCAGUCUCUACACUUAUUACGGCCUACCCGAUGACUCUAACUCCAAUGCUACUACCUUAGCGCCAUCUACGACUACGCAAUCUGGUGCUUUCAAAUCUUCCUUGACCUUAGGGUUGGUUUUCUUGUGGGUUUUGUUGAAAAUGUUCUAGGAUUAUAUUGAAUUAGAAUAAGAACCAACUGUAAAUAAAAAGUGAGGUACCAAAAUUUGAAAAACUAAAUGUUAUUUUAUAAUUUUGUAAUGUUUUAAAUAUUUUGUUAGUACUUAUUCUUUGUUAAGUGUGGUGUUAUUCUAUACUUCCUAAAAGUUACAACUGAUGCUGACAUUAUUGACACUUUUUUUCGCCUUUCAAUAUUUUUUCUUACCAAUUUCAUGGUUUUAUUCAAGCGUCUCUUCAACCCCCUUGGAGUUGAAGCUGACUGAUCCUGUACCUUCAUAAAGAGAAAAGUCUCUGAAGAAUUUUUAAUGGGCGAUGAUAAAGAUGCUGGCAAAAACCCAUGUUUGCCUCGUUAGAUGGGGUUGGAAUGGUAUUGUCGCGAAGAAUUUCUAAUGCCUUACCUAAGAGAAACACCGUUGUUACCAACUACCCCUCUAUUGUUGAUAUGACGGACGGUUUUGUGAAUUUCAUAAAAGACCAGCUUCCCAAAAUACAUUAAAGGCAUUCAAGAUAUUCACAUUAUCCAAAUAAGAUCCCAGAAAUGUUAAGACUUUUGUUAAGGUGCUGGUAACUGAGUAAUAAAUAGUAUUGAUUUAU